AUGGAGCGGCCCGGCGGCGGCGCCGAGGGGGCCUGGGCCGCGCUGCUGGGCCGGCAGCACCAGGCCCGGGAGUUCUGCCCGGGGGUGAACAACCAGCCGUACGUGUGCGAGACCGGGCACUGCUGCGGGGAGAGCGGCUGCUGCACGUACUACUACGAGCUGUGGUGGUUCUGGUUGCUCUGGACCGUCCUCAUCCUCUUCAGCUGUUGCUGCGCCUACCGGCACCGGCGGGCCAAGCUGCGCCUGCAGCAGCAGCAGCGGCAGCGGGAGAUCAACCUCAUCGCCUACCACGGUGCCUGCAACUACCCCGCCUCCAUGAUGGACCUCAGGAUGCUGGCCUCCUUCAAGCUGCCCGCCUACGAGGAGGUGGCCCACCGGCCCGGCACGCCGCCUCCGCCCUACAGCUCCAUCCUGGCGCAGCUGAGCGGGCCCCGCAGCCGCCUGGGCUCCAGCAGCCUGACACUGUCGCCCAGCUCGGAGAACUACACCAGCUGCUCGUGCGAGUCGAGCUGCGUGACGUCCCCCAGCAGCACGUCGCUCUCGGUGCAGGUGACGGACGAGACGGAGCGCAGCCAGGCCAGCACGCCCAGCGAGGAGUGCGGCACCAGCAGCACCGGCACCGGCGCCAGCUGGGAGCUGCCCGAGGAGCCGCCCGCCCGCCCGGCCCCGCACAAACACGCGCUCUUCUCCUCCAACGUGGACUUCUUCGAGGCCGACUGCCACCGCUGCUCCGACAUCGAGGAGGGCGAGGAGGAGGAGGAGGAGGAGGGGCGCGGCGCGGCGACGGAGGAGGGCGGCGACCAUCGCCGGCACCGGCGGCUGACGGGCGACUCCGGCAUCGAGGUGGGGCGCUGCCAGGAGGAGGAGGGUGGCGAGGAGAGCGAGGGCGAGGGAGCGCGCCUGCUGGGCAAGGCCGGCUCCGCGCGGCCCCAACGCGGCGUCCCGGCCGAGCCGGGCAGCGCCGAGCCGGGCGCCGCUCCCCUGCCCGUGUGA
Molecule: messenger RNA, 993 nt
Organism: Lagopus leucura (white-tailed ptarmigan)
Lineage: Eukaryota; Metazoa; Chordata; Aves; Galliformes; Phasianidae
Gene: WBP1
Product: WW domain binding protein 1
Exons: 4
Coding region: 1-993 (330 amino acids)
Molecular function (GO): WW domain binding
Source: RefSeq, a predicted model, not a curated record